Messenger RNA from Staurois parvus, 885 nucleotides. The record is from the annotation of a GenBank genome assembly. Lineage: Eukaryota; Metazoa; Chordata; Amphibia; Anura; Ranidae.
AAGGCGGUGAUCGCUCCUUUGCUGGCUCUCAUCUAUGCGGCGCCGGCCUGUGGCGAUGGGUCUCCCCAGCCGUACUACCUGCUGUCGGCGCUGCUCUCCGCCUCAUUCCUCCUGGUCAGGAAGAUCCCCCCAGUGUGCACGGCGCUGCCCAGUCAGAGGGAGGACGGCAACCCCUGUGACUUUGACUGGAGAGAAGUAGAGAUCUUGAUGUUCCUCAGCGCCAUUGUUAUGAUGAAGAACAGGCGAAGCAUUACAAUUGAACAGCAUAUUGGGAACAUCUUCAUGUUUAGUAAAGUGGCCAAUACGAUUUUGUUCUUCCGCCUGGACCUGCGUAUGGGUUUGCUGUAUGUCACACUGUGCCUAGUUUUUCUCAUGACAUGCAAGCCUCCGCUAUAUAUGGGUCCUGAACAUAUCAAGUAUUUCAAUGACAAAACAAUAGAGGAGGAGAUGCAGUCUGAUCGUCGGGUCACAUGGCUGGUAGAAUUCUUCGCCAACUGGUCGUCCGAGUGCCAGUCCUUUGCACCCAUCUAUGCCGAGCUGUCUUUGAAGUACAAUUGUGCUGGUCUGAAGUUUGGGAAGGUUGAUAUAGGCCGGUAUCCUGAUGUCAGCACAAGGUAUGGUGUUAGUACCUCACCGCUUUCUAAGCAGCUUCCUACACUAAUCCUCUUUCAAGGUGGAAAGGAGGUAUUGCGUCGACCACAGGUUGAUAAAAAGGGACGUGCUGUAUCUUGGACUUUCACUCAGGAAAAUGUCAUCCGAGAGUUCAAUCUAAACGAACUUUACCAGAAAGCAAAGAAGUUCGGAAAGAACCAAGAAGAGCCCCAGCAAGAGUCGGAGGUAGCUGAAAUAGAAAACUCUCCAAAAGAAAGCAAGAAGGACCAAUAA